Messenger RNA from Naegleria gruberi, 659 nucleotides. Its product is annotated as rho family small GTPase. Lineage: Eukaryota; Heterolobosea; Eutetramitea; Acrasida; Naegleriidae. Gene Ontology annotation, molecular function: GTP binding; GTPase activity. The transcript is spliced from 4 exons. Gene Ontology annotation, biological process: small GTPase-mediated signal transduction. The record is from RefSeq and is a predicted model, not a curated record. The coding region runs from base 24 to 626 and encodes 200 amino acids.
AAACAACACAUACAUCAACAACAAUGGACGAAUCAAUUAAAUGUGUAGUAGUAGGUGACGGUGCUGUCGGUAAGACAUGUCUUCUCAUCUCUUUCGCUUCAAAUACUUUCCCAGAGGACUACGUUCCAACAGUUUUUGACAAUUACAAUGCUAACGUUAAAUAUAAGGAAAUUAACGUUUCUCUUGGUUUGUGGGAUACAGCUGGUCAAGAAGAUUACGAUCGUUUGAGACCAUUGUCCUAUCCUGAUACUAACGUUUUCUUGGCUUGUUACUCCAUCGUCAAUCCAAGUUCAUUGGAAAAUAUCAAGGCCAAAUGGGUCCCAGAAGUUCGUCAUCACUGUCCAGAUACACCAAUUGUCUUGGUUGGUACCAAGAAGGAUCUUCGUGAAGAUCCAGAAUUUAUUAAAAUUCUCGAAGAAAAGGAUCAAAAACCAAUCACACAAAAGGAAGGUGAAAUGAUGAAACAAGAAGUUGGUGCUGCUGAUUUUGGUGAAUGUUCUGCUAGAACUCAAGAUGGUUUGCGUGAGAUUUUCAAUAAGUGUAUUGCUGUUUAUUUGGAACCACCACAAGAAGAAAAGAAGAGCGGAAAGAAAUCAAAGGAAGGUGGAAAGUGUAUGGUUUUGUAAAUUAUUCAAAUAUAUUGCCAAUAUUUCAAUUGU